UGCUGGAAGCGAGUAGAGAGAGGAGCACCAAACUUCUUAAAACCCCAAAAAUUCAUGUCCUCUACUGUUUCUUCUUCUUCAUCCUCUUCUCGUCAUGCCAAAGCCAGAGAGCUUGUGGGUUUUAUGACUGAAGUUCGAACAAGAGCGUAACUGGAAAUUCGAUUCAAUUGGGGGCUCUCUAUGGUUCUGAGCAAAGGUGACGAGCACAGAAGCAGCGAGAGAUCGAUGAGGAGUGAGAAAGAGAAUGAAAUACCCGACUUGGAGAAGCAGCAGAGUGAUAGCGGAGCUGAGCCUAGCUCACUUUCCAAUUCCUCAGUCGGUGAUACGGUGCCGCCGCUUCUAAACGUCGUCGUUUUGGAUGAGGCGUCUCGCGAGGUUCAUGAGCAAACCACGGCCAAUUUGUCAAGGGAGGUACCUUCUCCCAAAAAGGGUGACCUGUCGAGAACUUCCAGCUCUCAUGAACAAUGCAGAGUGUGUCAGCAGGAGAAAGAUGAAGUUUUGAUAGACCUUGGAUGUCAAUGUCGAGGUGGGCUUGCAAAAUCCCACCGAUCAUGUAUAGACACUUGGUUUCGAACCAGAGGAUCGAACAAAUGCGAGAUAUGCCAAGGGGUAGCUGCAAAUGUGCCACCUCCACAAUCCCAGCCGACUGGGAGCUACUGGGUCUGGAGAGUUGACUCAACCUAUCGGUCACAAAAUCGAGACAGGCAGGGUUGUGUUAGCCCACUUUAUGUGGCAUUUUCAAUCCUCAUUGGUGGUUUGCUGUUGGACGUGCUAAUAUCCGUUACCCUCGGUGUCUCUGCACUCCCCAUUAACAUCAUUAUAGGUAUUAUUGUGGUUCUUGGACUUGGAACUGCACUGAGACUUAUCUUGGAAUUCUUCCACCAGUGGAGUUUGAGGAGAGUUGUGCAGAGGGUGGACACAAAUGUGCCUCUUGGUUACCAUCCUGCUUUGUAGGUAAAGCUGUAAAUAAACAAGAUAUGUAGAAGUGGAACUUAAACUUUAUUGCGUGAGGUGUAUAAUUUUUACUUUGUUGUUUGUUUUGUUUAGGGCACCAUUGCUGAUUACCUCUUUCCAAUGUACCAUUUUCAAUUUUAUUAGUUGAUUUGAAAAGUUGUUAUUUCAACUGCACA
Prunus dulcis (almond) is the source of this 1130-nucleotide messenger RNA. RefSeq names its product E3 ubiquitin-protein ligase MARCHF2. The record is from RefSeq and is a predicted model, not a curated record. The transcript is spliced from 7 exons. Gene Ontology annotation, molecular function: zinc ion binding. NCBI's taxonomy places the organism in Eukaryota, Viridiplantae, Streptophyta, Magnoliopsida, Rosales, Rosaceae. The coding region runs from base 181 to 954 and encodes 257 amino acids.